AAAAUGGGCCGCCGACCAGCUCGUUGUUAUCGGUAUUGUAAGAAUAAACCGUAUCCAAAAUCACGUUUCUGUCGUGGUGUCCCAGAUGCAAAGAUUCGUAUCUUUGAUUUGGGCCGUAAAAAAGCACGUGUUGAUGAAUUCCCGUUAUGCGUUCAUCUGAUUUCAAAUGAAUUUGAACAAAUUUCAAGCGAAGCAAUGGAAGCUGCUCGUAUUUGCGCCAACAAAUACCUGGUAAAAACGUGCGGUAAAGAUGCUUUUCAUGUUCGUAUGCGUGCUCAUCCGUUUCAUGUAUUACGGAUUAAUAAAAUGUUAUCAUGUGCCGGUGCUGAUCGACUUCAGACCGGUAUGCGUGGUGCAUUUGGCAAACCAUUAGGAACGGUCGCUCGUGUACACAUUGGCCAAGUGAUCAUAUCGGUUCGAGCCAAAGAACAGCAUAAAGAGAAUGUUAUCGAAGCACUUCGUCGUGCCAAAUUCAAGUUCCCUGGUCGACAAAAGAUUGCCAUCUCACGAAAAUGGGGAUUCACCAAAUGGGACCUGAAAGAUUAUGAACAGAUGCGUUCCGAUGGCCGAUUGAUUCCGAAUGGUGUUACAUGUUAUUACAAACCGAAUCAUGGCCCAUUUUCUGAAUGGGUUAAAGUUCAGGAACAAUUACACGGAGUGAAUUGAUUUUUUUAAAUUAAAAAGCAAAUAAAUGAAUGAUUUUUUAAAAUUUAA
Messenger RNA from Dermatophagoides pteronyssinus (European house dust mite), 714 nucleotides. RefSeq names its product ribosomal protein L10 (gene RpL10). Gene Ontology annotation, biological process: translation. NCBI's taxonomy places the organism in Eukaryota, Metazoa, Arthropoda, Arachnida, Sarcoptiformes, Pyroglyphidae. Gene Ontology annotation, cellular component: ribosome. The record is from RefSeq and is a predicted model, not a curated record. Gene Ontology annotation, molecular function: structural constituent of ribosome.